GCCGCCCGCUUCGACCCCAGCUGGCCGGAGGCAAGGGUGCAAAGCCCCCACGCGCACCUCGCCGCAAACUGCGCGCCACUCGGGCCGCUUCCACAGCUAGGUCGAGGUGGCGAGGCCAGCGCCCAUUGGUCCACCACAGUCCUCCACCCGCCUCCUCGCCGCGUUUAUUGGCCGGAUCCGCUGCGCCCGCUCGGUAGGCGGCGGCGCCGACCCUCCCACGCGCUGGCCCUCAAAGAGGGAGACGAGGAAGCGGCCAGCUCCCUUCGCCCCGCCCCUUGGGCUUGCUUGCUGGCGCCCGGCUCCUCAUAUCUCCUCGCGGCCCUCUCUCGGCUCCCUUGGGCUUCUGCUCCGGCUCGGCAGCGGCGGCUCUGCCUACAGCCAGCUAUAAAAAUUGCUGUGAGAGGCAGUGUUGAGUACUAAUUAAGAGUCAAGGUCCACCACUUCUGAGUAACCUCAGGCUUCAACCUUCAUGUCAUGGAUAUUGACUAUAGCAGCACAAUGUGAGAGCUGCUAAUAAAGUAGGAGACACAACUCUAUAUGAGGCAGUUGCAGCGGUGCAGAAUGGCUGACCUCAGUCUUGCAGAUGCAUUAACAGACCCACCUCCAGAAAUUGAGGAAGAGAUAAAGCGGGACUUUAUUGCCACACUGGAGGCAGAGGCCUUUGAUGAUGUUGUGGGAGAAACUGUUGGAAAAACUGACUAUAUUCCUCUCCUGGAUGUUGAUGAGAAAACUGGGAACACAGAGUCAAAGAAGAAAUCAUGCUCAGAUACUAGCCAAGUUAAAGGUACUCCAUCUUCUAAACCAACUGUGCUAGCCAAUGGUGAUCAUGGACUAGAUGGGAAUGAUACUAUAGGGUCUCCACCCAAAUUCUUUGAAGAGAAAAUGGCCUACAAUGAAUAUCUUAACAGGCCGAGCUGGCCAGAAGAUGCAGACUUUUGCUUCCAACCCGAACAAGUGGUGAAUCCUAUCCAGACUGAUCCCUUUAAGAUGCACCAUGAUGAUGGUCUGGAAGCUUUGCUCUUUCUCCCCAGUGGAACAACCAGUGCCUCAACAUUUACAGAACAAAAGGAUCACAUGAAAGACAGUUAUGGUAUGCCUCCCUGUGACACAUUUGCUCUAGCAACUGGUGAUAUACCUCAGGGAUGGUCUAUGGAAGCCCCAAACUCUCUACAUUCAGCAUCCUUCAUGUCUCCAGAGUCCGUCAUACAACCUCUAUGUCCCUCAGCAGAACCAGCUGAGCAGGUAGAAAUGACAUCAGCAAAUGAGAGGGCACCAACAGAAUCAUUGGCUAUAAUGAUGGCACUGAGGACUGCUGACGUGGCACCAUCUAGAGAAACAGAGAUGGCCCUGGCUGAGGAUGUGGCACCAGCAACAGAAACAGAGGUUGCAUUAGCUAAAGACAUGGAACCACUCACCAAAUCAGAUUUUGCACUGGUCACAGACAUGGAACCAUCCAUUGAAACAAAUGUACUGGCCAAGGACAUAGAACAAUCCAUUGAAACAGAUGUGGCACUGGCCAAAGACAUGGUACUACCCAUUGAAACAGAGGUGGCCCCAGCCAAAGAUAUUGUAUUGCCCACAGAAACAAAUGUGUCUUUGGCCGAGGACAUGGUACUAACCACCAAAACUGAGGUAGCUCCAGCCAAGGAUGUGACACUGUCCAAAGGAUCAGAAGUGGUGCCACCUAUGAAAAUGACUUGGGCCCCAGCUGAUGGCAUGGUACCACCCAAAGAAGGAGAGAUGGACCCAGCCAGGGGUGUGAUAUCACUCUCAGAAAUAGAGGUGGCACUGGCUAAGGACACUAUAUCAUCCACAGAAAUAUCCCCAGCCAUGCAGGUCACCUUGUCCCCAGAAACCAUGGUGGCCCUGACCAAGGAUGUGGUUCAAUCCCUAGAAACAGAGAUGGCCCCAGUCAAUGAUGUGGCUCCACCACCAGAAAAAGAGGUGGUCCCAGUCAAAGAUGUGGCUCCACCCCCAGAAACAGAGAUGGCCCCAGUCAAAGAUGUGGUUCUACCCCCAGAAACAGAGAUGGCCUCAAUCAAAGAUGUGGAUCCACCCCUAGAAACAGAGGUGGACCCCUUCAAGGAUAUGGUUCCACCUCUAGAAACUGAGGUGGCCGUAGCCAAAGAUGUGACUCUGCCCCCAGAAACAGAGGUGGCUCCAGUCAAAGACAUGUCUGCACCUCUAGAAACAGUAGUGCCCCUGGCUAAGGAUGUGGCUCUGCCCCCUGGAACAGAGGUGACUUUGCCCAAUGACAUGACUCCGGUCAAGGAUGUUGCACCACCCUCAGAAACAGAGGCAGCAUCCACUCGAGUUAAGGACAUGGAAGUUGCACAGAUGCAGGAAGGAAUAAGUGAGGAUUCCCAGUUAGAAUCUCUCCUGGAUGAGGAUCAGUCAGCUGCACUGACUUUCAUUUUACCAGAACCAGUCACAGCUAUGGGCCAGAAAUGCAACUUGCCAACGAAUGAGGAAUCUGCAGUGGGGAAACUAGAGCAAAAGAAACCGUUCAGUAGUCAAUCUCCUCAACUUUCUUCAGUGAUUUCAGCCAACUUCAUGUAUUGCGGUACAUCUACCACACAAACCAAACAAGUUCACAGAUCCAGUGACUGCAAGUCAGUCAGGUCCAAACCUGAGCUGCUGGGAGGCACUCCACUACAGAAGACUCUUGAUCCCAGGCUGGGAUCUUUGUCAGAGUUGGGUUGGGUGUCUAGUUCAUCUUCCUAUGGUGAGCCUGGGAACCAGAGGAAAACUAUUCAUCUUGACUUCCUUGAACCCCAGAAAGAUCUUGGCAGGGAGGCCUGGGAUGUAGAAAGCACACCAAUAAUGAUGAAGAAAAAAAAGAAGAAACAAAAGCAAAAGAGAUAUUCUCAACCCCGGGAUGGAGGACCCUGGUAUGACAAUGCAGAGGAACCUAAAGGUCAUCCCUUUGCAAAUGACUCACAAAAAUCAGGUGUUCUUCCCAGCCGUUCCACCACCAUGCACACAGAAUAUGGACUUGUAUCCAGAGAAGAUUUGAAAAAGGAAUGUGUAGUUGACUCCAGUACAGCCAAACUGGUAGCUGAUAACUUUGUCCCAGAGAGUCUCAAAGUUCCUUUGUAUCCUUCAGAAGAACCCUCGAAAACUCAAGUAAACUCUCCGCCCAAGUUGAAGGUAGAGGUGGAGGUCAAAGAUAACAAGUCAGAACCACAGAGCCAAGAUAAGAAAUUGCUGCAGCAAGAUGAAUGCAAACCACAGCCUGCACCCCAGCUGAAGACUCCUGUGGAUAAAAGCCAAACAAAAGACUCUUUCAGUCUGAAAGGACCCUUUCCAGAAGUUCCUGCACACCAAAUAGAAACUCCUUUGGAGAUCAGACCCAAAGAGGGUUGCUCCCCUAUUUUGGACCAAAAGAUUAAGGGUGGUGUUUCAAGACCCACAGAAGCAAAAGAUCUGUCUAAUUUGAUACCCACUUUGACAGCAAGCAAUCUAUUGGAAAGUAGUGUAAAAGAAGGGGAUAGUGAAAGUAAAAUGAAUCAGCUGCAGCAUGUGAAACAGAAAGAAUUUUCUGAAGGAGCUGAAGAGGUUAAAGAACUAAACAAAGAAGCUUUUCCCAAGCAAAAGCAAGAGAACAGCAUCUUUGCUUCUGAGCAGCUGCAGGACAAGGUAUUAGUUCAGGUCCCUGGGCUGGAGAAUGAACCAUUUAAGAGAAUGACAGGUGAUGGCAAAAGCAGGAGGGAAAGGGGAAGUUCUGGGAAGGUGAGAGCAAGUUCUGGGAAGGUAAGAAUAAGAAAUGAGUUGCCAUUUCUUCUGGACAGCCAGGACAGUAGAGCCGUUCUCAAGCCAUGUGAGCGAGCCCCCAAAACAGAAGGAGUGACUACAGAUAAGAGUGAGGAGCCAGAGCUGGAUUCUUCAAAGCAACCAGGGACCAUGGCUGAUCUCACAGAGGCAGUGGAAAUGGAGGAGCCUAAGGAGACAACUGACCCUAGGGUAGCAAGCACCUUGAAGGCAUUGAUCCCUUUGGGAAAUGAGUCAGGCAUGACUCAAACUUCUGGUGCUAGAACAGAAAGAGGAGCCAUGGCCAUAGAUAUGGGUGUCAGUAACCAGAGUAAGGAAGGAAAGUGUCCUCAGACAGAUCAUGAGGCAGCUCCCCGGAUUUCUGAAAAGCCUAAAAAGACUGGUGAUGGCAAAAAUAAAAAGUUUAAAAGUAGUUAUUCCACACAGUCUGCUAGAAUAGAGAGCAAGGCAGAAAUCCUUAAUCUACCGUUUGUAGAGAAGGACGGAAAUGCUGGUAAUAGUUCCCAUAAAAAUAAGGAGUUAGGGCUCAUUUUCCCCAUAAUUCCUGAUCCUUUGUUCUCAGAUACAUCGGAUACACCCACAGUGGAAGUAUUUGACAGAAAGAGUAGAAAUAUUGAGGUUAAUUCCUUUGAGCUUGGAGUUUUUAGGGGAAACAAAACAAACACAGGCAAGGAUUCUGCUGUUACUGAACCAGCUGCCAAAGUGACAGAUGUCAGCUGCCAAGACCAAAUCCAGGGGGCAGGAUUUGUUCCUUCAGUAUUAUCUGAGGAGAAUAGGAUAGAUGCAGCUAAGGCAUAUACUGCAGUGGCUGACAAACCAAAUAAAAAGAGUAAUAAUGGAAAAAGUAAAAAGGUUAAAAAUAAUUUUCCCAAGAAGCACAUUCUGGGGAAUAAGAUAGAUGCAGCAAAAAUACUUGUUCCCAUGGAAACCACAGGGGACCACAAUACUGAAGGAAUGGGCUAUGUGGACGAAAAUAGAAAUAUUACAUUUACCUGCCCAAGAACAUCACCAGAGGUGAUGAAUAAGUCAACCCUUAUAGAAGCUAAGAAAUCAGCAACCUGUGAAAAACUACCCACUCCUACUCCUCAAGUGGUAAAGGAAAGUGAUUCCUCUCCAGACAGUUUGGCAGGAAUUGGGCAAGAAGCAUCCCUGGCCCAUAUUUCCAAAUUAUUAGUGAUAGAUAACUACAGCAAAAAUGGAGUCUCAGGUCAAGGAAGACCCAAGAAUCCUUUGGCUGUUAUACCCUCUAUAAGCAUAGGAGUUGCCCUAACUUCUACAACAGCCACUGAAUCAAUUAGCAGUCAUGCAACUCACUAUCAUAAGAAUAAAGAUGAGCUUGGUGAUCCUAUGAAAAAUGAAGCAGGGAUAGAUGGAGGGUGUGUGGUAGGAGAAUCUGAGUCACUGCACAGUGGUGCAUCUGAGCAUUCAAUAGAAAAAAACAAAGAACCAGCAAAAGGCCAUGUUCUUCCUGGGGUACCAGUAGAAGAUCAGAGCCUAACAGCAGAGAUCAGAGUCCUAAAAGUAAAUGCAGAUAGGGAUAAUUUUCCAGCAUGUCCAGUGAACAAAGAGAAAGAGACUGAGGAAGGGUCUGCUCCAGUUCAAAUUUCUGACUUACUGGGAGACAAAGCACACAAGCCCAAUUUCCAGGAGGACCGAAAUGCAGAAGAUAGAGAUCCCAAGGGUCAAGAUAGUUUGAAUAAGGAGGUGGAUAUGACUCUUUUGCCUUCAAAAAGUGAAAAGGAUAAAUUGAAAGAAAUUAGUCUGGCUUUUAAAAUCACAGAAUUGGAAUGCAUUUCCUUUGCAACACCAGAAAUACAGUCAGAUUUCUUACAUGGCAAGGUUGAAGCUGCUCCAUCUGAGGUGGUAGAUAAGUCAGUAAUGACUGUUUCCAAAGAUCUUCAUCCCUCAGAACCCAAAGAAAAGAUCUCAGAGGCACCUCUGAAAAUAACAGAAAAAUCUGAAUGUAAGGCAUUGGGAGAAAGGAAGAAGGAAGAUAAAAACAGAAUUACAGAACCAAUGAAAGGCUACAUGAGACCUACCAAAUCCCGGGGAUUUAUUCCACCUUUGCCAAAGUCUACAAUCCAGGAACGGGAGAGAUCCAAGCAACUGAAAUCCAAUGUUUGCUUGAGCCCAUCAACUGUCUUCCAGCAGCUAAGAAUGUCAGUUUGCGCAUAAUUUGUCUCCCCUUUCGGAAUAGCCAAGCUAGAAGAAGGACAGCCUCCUGUAAGUGUGACUGGAAAUGACAUCACCACUCCUCCAAACAAAGAGCUCCCACCAAGCCCAGAGAAGAAAACAAAGCCUUUGGCCACCACUCAACCUGCAAAGACUUCAACAUCGAAAGCCAAAACACAGCCCACUUCUAUCCCUAAGCAGCCAGCUCCCACCACUUUUGGUGGGUCGAAUAAAAAACCCAUGAGCCUUGCUUCAGGCUUAGUACCAGCUGCCCCAUCUAAACGCCCUGCUGCCACCACUGCCAGGCCUUCCACCUUGCCUUCAAGAGACGGGAAGCCAAAGCCUGUUGCCGAGGCAAAGACUGCUGAGAAACGGGCCUCACUCUCCAAGCCAGCCUCUGCCCCGGCCUUCAAACCUGGCUCCAAGAACACCCAGACUGUCCCAAAAGCCACAGCAGCUGCCACUCCUGCCUCAGCUGGGCCAAGCAAUAAGAGCCCACCCAUACCCCUGCCCAAGAAGCCCACUGCCAUCAAGACUGAUGCAAAACCUGCAGACAUCAAGAAGAUGGCUACAAAGUCUGCACCAGCUGACUCCAGUCGCACAAAGAGCGCUUCCACCAGUUCUGUGAAGAGAAACACCACUGUCACCGGAGCAGCCCCCUCUCCAGGAGUGGCUGCCAGCCGAGUCAAGCUCACGCCCACACCUCCACGGCCCUCCAGGACUCCUUCCAUGGACAAGAAGCCCGUGUCAGCCAGGCCCAGCCCUUCUGCCCCCAGGCUGAGCCGUCCAGCUGCCAACGCUUCGGCCCCCGAUUUGAAGAAUGUCCGCUCCAAGGUCGGCUCCACGGAAAACAUCAAGCAUCAGCCUGGAGGAGGCCGGGCAAAAGUAGAGAAAAAAUCAGAGGCAGCUACUACAGCUCGAAAACCUGAACCUAAUGCAGUCACUAAAACAGCCGGCCCAAUUACGAGUGCACAGAAACCGCCUGCUGGGAAAGUCCAGAUAGUCUCCAAAAAAGUGAGCUACAGCCAUAUUCAGUCCAAGUGUGGUUCCAAAGACAAUAUUAAGCAUGUCCCUGGAGGUGGUAAUGUUCAGAUUCAGAACAAGAAAGUCGACAUCUCUAAGGUCUCCGCCAAAUGUGGGUCUAAGGCCAACAUCAAGCACAAGCCCGGUGGAGGUGAUGUCAAGAUUGAAAGUCAGAAGUUGAACUUCAAGGAGAAGGCGCAGGCCAAGGUGGGAUCCCUCGAUAAUGUGGGCCACCUGCCUGCGGGUGGUGCCGUGAAGACUGAGGACGGUGGCAGCGAGGCCCCUCCGUAUCUGGGUCCCCCUGCUGGGGAGGAGCCGGCCAUCCUUGAGGCAGCGCCCGAAGCUGGUGUCCCCACUUCGGCCAGUGGCCUCAGUGGCCACACCACUCUGUCAGGGGGUGGUGACCAAAGGGAGGCCCCUACCUUGGACAGCCAGAUCCAGGAGACAAGCAUCUAAUGAUGACAUUCUGGUCUCGUGUUCCACUCCCUGUGUUCCCCUUCUCGUCUUCCCUGUUACCCUUUCCCUGUCCUCUUCCUGUGUCACUGCAGAUUGAGACCUACAGGCUGACGUUCCGGGCAAACGCCAGGGCCCGCACCGACCACGGGGCCGACAUUGUCUCCCGGCCCCCCCCAAUUUUUGACGGUCCCACCUUGAGCACCCGGGGCUUGGCUCCCUCUCCCGGGCUGC
Choloepus didactylus (southern two-toed sloth) is the source of this 7653-nucleotide messenger RNA. RefSeq lists its product as uncharacterized. Gene Ontology annotation, cellular component: neuron projection. Gene Ontology annotation, molecular function: microtubule binding. Gene Ontology annotation, biological process: microtubule cytoskeleton organization; neuron projection development. NCBI's taxonomy places the organism in Eukaryota, Metazoa, Chordata, Mammalia, Pilosa, Megalonychidae. The record is from RefSeq and is a predicted model, not a curated record.